AUGAAUCAAUCAUUGAUUCAAGACAGCAGAUCGAUAUCGGCAACAAAUAUUGGGAAGGCUACAGCCUCUCAUCAGUUGGUAGAAACUGUCUCUGAUGGUAUAGACUGGAAGAAACAAUGCCUAUUACAGAAGAAAGAAAUAGAUACUAUCAAGGAAUUGAAUAAGUUUCUGGAACUGGAGCGUAAAAUAUAUAGUGGGAAGGCUUAA
Molecule: messenger RNA, 207 nt
Organism: Naumovozyma dairenensis CBS 421
Lineage: Eukaryota; Fungi; Ascomycota; Saccharomycetes; Saccharomycetales; Saccharomycetaceae
Exons: 1
Coding region: 1-207 (68 amino acids)
Source: RefSeq, a predicted model, not a curated record